UCCAAACCAAAAAAGACGUUGAAUAACUUCAUCCUGAGAAAAGAACAUGUAUGUAAACAAAGUGAAAUAUAUGCGGUCUAGAGAGAUAAGCAGCCUAUAAAACACUCAAUGCUCACUUCCAAACUUGAGAAACAUUUUAUCUCAUCUCGCUUGCAUUUAGCUAGGAUGGGUUGCUGUUUCUCGAAGCCCAAGAAACCUAUACAGCCCAGCUCCACACCACAGCCCCCUCAUCCGCCUGUGCCUCCGCCUCCCGCGCCUACGUUGGAAAACUGUAUUGACCAUUUUCGGAAGAUCGACAAUACAGGCGACAUUGACUAUUUGAUUGAUCUCAUCGACGAGCUCUUGCAGUCACUUCUAAACAGGUCAAAACAAGAAACGACGUUACAGAGAAGCAUUAGCUCAGAAAAUUACUCCGAUACACUCAAGGAUAGAGCGAAAUCAGUAUGGGCCUCCUUUCUCCAAAGUGGGUCUGUAUUCCUUGAAUUUGUGAAUAGGCAUAUUCAGGUGGAGAAGGAAGACGAAGGAAACAGACAAGCUGUUGUACAAAUAUUGGAAAGUGUGGGGAAGGUGCAUUGGGUAGUUGGAGGGUUAUCGAUCUUAGCUUUCUUGCUAAACCAAAUGGGUCAAAUCUCUGAAAACCGCAGUGAAUGCAUAGAACUCUUAAAACAAAUGAGUAAGCUUGCUGGGCAUAUAAGAAAGCUGAAGUAUGAUAUGCCACAAGAAUAUAAGAUAUUGAAUGAAGCGAUUGUAUUGAUUGUUCAGGGAUCAAUGAUGUGCGCUUCUCAAUUAAAGUCUCGAACAUUUUUCCGGUUUUUGAAGGCUUCCGUGGACUCCGAAAGAUUAGGUGCUCUACAACGAAAAAUAGACCAACUGUACCAGGAUCUUACAAUUACAGUAGCAAUAGAAAUACUACAUCAGAAACCUAUUUCCUUCCCUCCAUGGAAGCCCAUUAAUCCAGAAUAUGCAGUUGGCAUCCAAAAUCAGAAGAAACAAGUAAUGAACUUGCUGGACAUGGAAACAGAAAAUAGGUCCUCAGUGGCUGUAGUUAUUUAUGGAUUUGGGGGCAUUGGAAAGACCACGCUCGCCACUGCUGUUAUUGCGGACUUAGAUCUCACUGAUUACAACUAUUCGGCAAUUCAAAUCCAAGAAGACCGCUCCAGGAAUGACAUAAAAUGUAUGCAGCAACAAAUAUUGAAAGAUGCCUUCCCAGCAUAUACUUAUGACAGGAAUGUAGCUUUGAGAAACAGUGCAGAGGGUCGGGAUCAUCUCGCCAAAGCUUUCCAAGCCCAAGGAAACAAGCGAGUAUUUCUGUUUAUUGACAACGCUCUUCGCGCGGAAGAUUUGCAAGAGCUUUUGCCAAAAAGCUUAGGAGGCCUUCCGCAGCGUAGCAGAAUAGUAGUCACAACUCGAAAUUUGGGUGUGACAGAUAUGCUCAAGGACGGCCUUGCACGUCGUGAGCAUAGUGUGGGUACUCUUUCGAACAAAGAUGCCCUCAAAAUAUUGUUCAGAGAUUGCAAUCCUGAUAAUCCCAUAGACAAAGACGGAGAGAACGUACGAAAAACCCUUCAGAUUUGUGCUGGAAUUCCGUUAGUGUUAGAAAUUGUUGGUGCUCGUUUGCGCAAGCAGAAAUACGUGGUAGAGAGGUGUACGCAAAUAUUUGAAGCUUUGCAGACAGGAGAGGAUGUAAAGGAAGAAAAUCUGAGCAAACGUCUUGUCACUUCUGUGUAUAACGACUUGGAACCAUCUACGCAAGAGGCGUUUCUGGAUGUUUGCUGCUUCUUUUUUAGCUGGAGCCGCCACCAUGUGGAGUGCAUUGUUGGAGCCGAGCAGGUCACACAUCUGGAAGAGGCGGCUUUGUUCAAGACGUCCGACACAGGCAACGUGGUUGUUCAUGAUAUCAUCCGAGCAAAAGGGCUGAGUAUGUCUCGAUCCAAUAGAAUUACGGAUAUCCAAUCCUUGGUCGAUGUUGUAAGCGAGAAUCAGAGGCUCGACCAAAUUAAAGGAAUUUGGCUUAGCGGCAAGGAGAAUGAACCUUCGUACGAACUUGAUGAGAAGCACAUUUUUUCAGUGAACAAAUCUUUGAGAGUUCUGGCAUUGGGGAACCAGAUAAAGGUAUCAGGAUCAAGCCCAAAGACACCAAAAUUUAAAGAACUGAGAUUUCUCGGACUAGGUGGCGACAUCUCUGGUUUAUGGCCACUAAAUUUGGAGUCUCUUGAGCGGUUGGCUGUGUACCAUGGCCCUGUCUUUAAGGAUGAUGUGACUUUGAGUAAGCUACCCAAGAAGUUACGGAUAAUGAAAGCCACUGCACAGUCUGAAGAAUCUGCAAAGUCACAGGAGUCCAUGCCCGCCGAAGUCAUCCAAAAUGCUUUCUUGGAAGAAUUGGACUUAAAAGAAUUGAAGUGUCUCCAGAGACUACCUGAAUGGCUAGGUCACUUAACUGCUCUCAAGGUUUUGAUAUUAGAUGAAUGGGAUAAAAUGCAGGAGCUAUCCGAGCAGGUAUGUGGACUGCGUUCAUUAAGUAAAUUGAGCAUCUGUGGUGGCAAUUCUUUGCAGAAUCUGCCAGAAUCAUUUAACCAAUUAAGUUGUUUAGAAGAGUUGAUUUUAACUAGCUGCAAGCAAUUGGAAAAAUUGCCCUCAACUUUUGGCGACCUGAGUUCUCUAAAACAGUUGAAUCUAGCAGAGUGUGUUAUCUUAAAAGAACUUCCUUCAAGCUUCGGCAAAUUAAGCUCUUUGGAGGUUUUAAAUUUAGAGAAGUGCUGGAAACUGGAAGCAUUGCCUUCAAGCUUUGGGCAACUGCAUCGGUUAAAGAAAUUGAGCCUCCAGUCAUAUGGUCUUAAAGAUUUGCCUUCCAGGUUUGGGGAGCUUAGCUCUUUAGUAGAGCUGCAAUUGUCAGGUUGUCUGGAACUAGUGGAAUUGCCUUCUAGCUUUGGGCAGCUUGUUUCUUUAACACAUUUAGAUUUAAGUUGUUGCAUGAAAUUGAAGACCUUGCCCUCGACCGUUGGAGAACUUAAGUCACUAAAAUAUUUCAACUUAUCAGCUUGCUUUUUGCUAGAAGAAUUACCGUCUAACAUUGACGGUCUUCCAUGUUUAACACAACUUGAUUUAAGACGAUGUGACAGUUUGAAAAACUGUCCUCAAUUUUCUGCCCCGAGGCAAAGAAAUUUGGGUUUAACAAUUUGGCUUCCGGGACAAGGAGUCCAGGUCUUCUAAUCAGGGGCAUCAGUAGUUGAAGCACUAAUGUUGUAUUUAUCCUCUGCCGGUAGGGCACGAGAGGAAUAUGUAUGUAUAUGAUUCCCGCCAGUGUUCUUUAAUAUAUUCUUACAGUUUUCUCAACGGCUUGCGUUGGCUCCUCUGCAAAGAUUUGUUCAGAAUAGCCACGGGAUGAUUUUGAGGAAGGAGAAAAUAUUAUUGUUUAUUGA
This is a messenger RNA of Cryptomeria japonica (Japanese cedar), 3419 nucleotides long. RefSeq names its product disease resistance protein RPV1. Gene Ontology annotation, biological process: defense response to fungus. The transcript is spliced from 7 exons. Gene Ontology annotation, molecular function: ADP binding. NCBI's taxonomy places the organism in Eukaryota, Viridiplantae, Streptophyta, Pinopsida, Cupressales, Cupressaceae. Bases 109 to 3210 code for a protein of 1033 amino acids. The record is from RefSeq and is a predicted model, not a curated record.